Molecule: messenger RNA, 1898 nt
Organism: Chlorocebus sabaeus (green monkey)
Lineage: Eukaryota; Metazoa; Chordata; Mammalia; Primates; Cercopithecidae
Gene: KCTD4
Product: potassium channel tetramerization domain containing 4
Biological process (GO): protein homooligomerization
Molecular function (GO): protein binding
Source: RefSeq, a predicted model, not a curated record
CCUGCAUACAUAGGCUGAUACGCCACCUACUGCAAAACCGAGCUGACAGCGCAGGCGAUGCUGCCAGCGUUUCCAUUCCAUCACCAGGCUGGGGCUGAAUAAAGGCGUGCUUGUGUGGUAGUGUUUCUUUUUAAAAAAUCUCAAAGCCAAGAAGAACAAGCUGAAAUAGCAUCUUCAAAAAAUGGAGCGUAAAAUAAACAGAAGAGAAAAAGAAAAAGAGUACGAAGGGAAACACAACAGCCUGGAAGAUACUGAUCAAGGAAAGAACUGCAAAUCUACACUGAUGACCCUCAACGUUGGUGGAUAUUUAUACAUUACUCAAAAACAAACGCUGACCAAGUACCCAGACACUUUCCUUGAAGGUAUAGUAAACGGAAAAAUCCUCUGUCCGUUUGAUGCUGAUGGUCAUUAUUUCAUAGACAGGGAUGGGCUCCUCUUCAGGCAUGUCCUAAACUUCCUACGAAAUGGAGAACUUCUAUUGCCCGAAGGGUUUCGAGAAAAUCAACUUCUUGCACAAGAAGCAGAAUUCUUUCAGCUCAAGGGACUGGCAGAGGAAGUGAAAUCCAGGUGGGAGAAAGAACAGCUAACACCCAGAGAGACUACUUUCUUGGAAAUAACAGAUAAUCACGAUCGUUCACAAGGACUGAGAAUCUUCUGUAAUGCUCCUGAUUUCAUAUCAAAAAUAAAGUCUCGCAUUGUUCUGGUGUCCAAAAGCAGGCUGGAUGGAUUUCCAGAGGAGUUUUCAAUAUCGUCAAAUAUCAUCCAAUUUAAAUACUUCAUAAAGUCUGAAAAUGGCACUCGACUUGUACUAAAGGAAGACAACACCUUUGUCUGUACCUUGGAAACUCUUAAGUUUGAGGCUAUCAUGAUGGCUUUAAAGUGUGGCUUUAGACUGCUGACCAGCCUGGAUUGUUCCAAAGGGUCAAUUGUUCACAGCGAUGCACUUCAUUUUAUCAAGUAAUUACCUGUGUCACGAACAAAGGCAACAAGCAUGCAGCCAGCAAGCUUCGGAAAACCACAGCAUCAAAGGCAUCCCAAAUAACAUGCCCAGCUAGCUCUGUACUACAGAGCCCUGCUACUAAUCAAUUACUGUGAGCUAACGGUAUGUAAAUUCUAUCGCUAAAGAUGUCCUUCCUCUGGGGUGUUCCUGCUGAUCAGACUCUUCCACCUAAAAUGAAAACAGUAACCUUCUAUAUACUGUAAAUAAAGACUGAAUGCUUUUGCUAUUUAUUUGUCCUUAAGCUGUUUUUCAAUCAGAUUGUCUUGGGUAUUUGCACAAAAAACAAAGCAUGUACAUUAUCUAUCGUUCAUUUCAGUAACUGGUAAUAAAAUAUUUUAAGGGGCUAUUAAGAUUUGAAAUCCUUUCUACUAUGGCAAAAAUCUACAGAGAAACUGAACUGGUAAAAUUAACCACCUGGAGCAAAACAGAUGUGCAGAUCUAACUAAAAUAGAGCUAUAGUGAAGCAAAAUGAGAUUGUAAGAAGACAUUAAAGCUAAAUUGAUUUGAUUUUUCCAUAGCAGGCACCAAAAGCUCAAUUCACAGUUCCUGUGUUUCAUACUAGACUUAUAGCUGAAUUGGUAUUUUGCUGAAAAUUCCUAGAAAACUGCUUGAUGACAAUAAAAAGUAAAUAAAAGCACUGCAACCUUCUUUGAUUGUAUUAAUGAUUAUAAUAAAAAGUUACACGUCACUUUAAAAGCAAACAGUACCACUUGAUGAUUUUGCACAAAAUUAUGCAUAGAUGUAGUCAACCAGCAGGCUACAGUAACCCUGGCUGGUCCUGGAAGUGACAAAACCCAGCAAAUUCAAUUCUUUGCAGGCUGAGUUCCCACAAAGCAUGGAUAACUUGGUCUCAAUAGAGUAUGUGUUAUUAGAAUAAUAAAGGAGUUGAUUUUCAGAA